Oncorhynchus gorbuscha (pink salmon) is the source of this 1543-nucleotide messenger RNA. RefSeq lists its product as uncharacterized. The coding region runs from base 134 to 1543 and encodes 469 amino acids. The record is from RefSeq and is a predicted model, not a curated record. The transcript has 9 exons. Gene Ontology annotation, cellular component: eukaryotic translation initiation factor 3 complex. Gene Ontology annotation, biological process: translational initiation. Gene Ontology annotation, molecular function: translation initiation factor activity; RNA binding; translation initiation factor binding. Lineage: Eukaryota; Metazoa; Chordata; Actinopteri; Salmoniformes; Salmonidae.
UCCUCGACGUUUCCGCCGCAAUUCGUCCAUUUUCACGUAAAUCGCACAUGGUGCUACACACACAAAAAAAAAAAAUCUAAAUUUUUACACCGAUUUUAGCGUCGACUAAAACACACUUGUUUUCGCCUGUUAAAUGCACGACACCGAGGAUAUGCCGGUUGGUGUGGAUUUCGACGAGGAGGAACCGUCGUUCAGUGACCCAGAAGACUUUGAAGAUGAUGUCGACGAUGAAGAGCUACUGGGUGACCUGCUGCGGGAGAAGCCCCAGGAGGCAGACGGGAUCGACUCUGUGGUUGUCGUGGACAAUGUGCCCCAGGUCGGCCCCGAGCGCCUGGAGAAACUGAAGAACGUCAUCCACAAGAUAUUCUCCAAGUUCGGCAAGAUCACCAACGAGUUCUACCCCACGGUAGACGGACCUGAAGGACUCACUAAGGGGUACAUCUUCCUGGAGUAUCCCACUCAGACCUACAUUCGCUAUCUCUUCAUCCCAUCUCAGGAUCGAUCCAUCCUGGGCGUGGCCUACGACAGCGAGCGAUGGCGGGUGGCUGGCCAAUGGGAGGAUCCGAGCGUGCGGAUUGGCUGGAUCCAUGGCCUGAGUAACAUGAUGCGCCACACACAGGCCUUCCACUUCCUGGAUCAGGCUGGCCUGACCAAACCCCUCCUCCAGCUACAGACUGACCCCAGCCUAUUCGUCGCCUCGGCCGCAAAUCACCUCCUGGCCCGCCUCCUAACCUUCCACCAGCCGGCUACAACCUCACACACAACCCAGGGGAAUGGCCUCACUGUUCCACCCAAUAAGGAAGAGGUAGAAUUGGACAUAACCAUGGAGACAAGUCCAGGAAGCGGGUGUUCCAUCACCAUGGAGAUCUUGAAGCACCUGGAGAUCUCUCUGGAGUCAGACAGCCACACCCAGGUGCUCCAGGGGCUGAGGCUGCUGGCCCUGACUCUCCCCGAGCUGGAGGCUCCUCUGCGGGGCUCGGUGAUCAGGCGAGUCCUGAGGCCUCUGGAGGGGUUGGUCCGAGAAGGCCGCAGAGCAGUCGCGCAGCCUCUAAUGGACGUCCUGCUGGCUACAUACAGGUCCGGUCCGUGUGACUCCAGACUCGUCUCUCUGAUGGCGUCCAUGUUGAACUCCCAGAAUCCCUCUGACGCUGCUCUGUGUGCCGCCGCCACCCUCCAUCCGGAGACCUGUCCUCCAGGCCUCAGACAGAAGAUCGUAGCUGUUCUGCUGGGACCUCUACAGAUGGUUACUGGAGUAACUCUGCUGGACUGGCCCAAUGACAGACACACUGAUCAACAGACUGACCACAGACACACUGAUCAACAGACUGACCACAGACACACUGAUCAACAGACCGAUAACAGACAGACUGACACUGACCAGGACAGACAGACGGAGGGUCGUAGCUCUCUCUCUCUCCUGCUGGAUCAUCUCAACCACAAACCCUCCUGUGUCUCUCUGCUCUGCGUCUCCGUGUCCAGCGCUCCCUACAUAACAGACAUGGAUUCAUCUGCCUCCGUCAUCCUUGCUGUGGUGUCACUCUGA